AUGGGUGAUGUUGAAAAAGGCAAGAAGAUAUUUAUGCAGAAAUGCUCUCAGUGCCACACAGUUGAAAAAGGUGGAAAGCACAAGACAGGCCCAAAUCUUUGGGGAUUAUUUGGUCGUAAAACAGGACAAGCUGCAGGAUUCUCUUAUUCAGAUUCUAACAAGAACAAAGGUAUUACCUGGACUGAAAGUACACUGAUGGAGUACUUGGAAAACCCCAAGAAAUUCAUUCCUGGAACAAAAAUGAUAUUUGCUGGCAUUAAAAAGCAGAGUGAGAGAGCUGAUCUUGUUGCAUACUUGAAAAAAGCAACCACCUCCUGAAACAUUGCAGCAGCAGCUGUAGUAUCAGUGA
Molecule: messenger RNA, 349 nt
Organism: Tinamus guttatus (white-throated tinamou)
Lineage: Eukaryota; Metazoa; Chordata; Aves; Tinamiformes; Tinamidae
Product: cytochrome c, somatic
Molecular function (GO): heme binding; electron transfer activity
Source: RefSeq, a predicted model, not a curated record